Molecule: messenger RNA, 10947 nt
Organism: Neopsephotus bourkii (Bourke's parrot)
Lineage: Eukaryota; Metazoa; Chordata; Aves; Psittaciformes; Psittacidae
Gene: CACNA1B
Product: calcium voltage-gated channel subunit alpha1 B
Exons: 48
Coding region: 467-7522 (2351 amino acids)
Biological process (GO): calcium ion import across plasma membrane; chemical synaptic transmission
Cellular component (GO): neuronal cell body; voltage-gated calcium channel complex; membrane
Molecular function (GO): high voltage-gated calcium channel activity; calcium ion binding
Source: RefSeq, a predicted model, not a curated record
ACAUGCGGCGGGGCCGGGCCGGGCCGGGCCGUGCCGGGCCGGGCUGGGCUGGGCUGGGCACGGCGGAGCGCUCCCGCGGCCGGCACGGCAGCAGCGCGGCCCCUUCCAGCCCCACCGGCCUCCCCCCGCAGAAGGGACCCUGCCGGAGCCGCUGCCGCCCCGGGAUGGGGUCGGGCAGGAGAGACGGUACCUGUGCGGGGAGGUGAGCGGAGCCCCGGCGCCUUCCGCCCGGCCCCGGGCAGCCACAGCGGCGGGGAAGAGGAAGGGCUGGAGGAAGGUAAAGGGAGAUAUCUAUACAUAUAUAUAUAUAUAUAUAUAUUUAACUCUAUCUGUAUAUUUCGCUGCGAUCAACCCCGAUCCUGCAAUCGAAGCCCCCGGAGGGAGAAGUGCUGCGCGCUGUGAUGCGUCUUCCUCUCGCCUCGGCUUCCAGUUUGGAUUGUAGCGCCCGGCUCCGUGCACUGAGAGAAUGGCUCGGUUCGGGGAUGAUCUGCCAACCCGCUAUGGAGGCGGAGGGCCGGCCGGGGCUGGAAGAGGGAGCAGCCGGCAAGGUGGCCCCCAAGCCGGCCAAAGGAUGUAUAAGCAGUCGAUGGCUCAGAGGGCCAGGACUAUGGCUCUCUACAACCCCAUCCCUGUCAAACAGAACUGCUUCACAGUCAACAGAUCCCUCUUCAUCUUCAGUGAAGAUAAUGUUAUACGGAAAUAUGCCAAGAGAAUAACAGAAUGGCCUCCAUUUGAAUACAUGAUUUUAGCUACAAUCAUAGCCAACUGUAUUGUGCUGGCUCUGGAACAACAUUUGCCGGAUGGAGACAAGACACCUAUGUCAGAGAGAUUGGAUGACACUGAACCGUACUUUAUUGGAAUAUUUUGCUUUGAAGCUGGUAUAAAAAUCAUCGCUCUGGGGUUUGUUUUUCAUAAAGGUUCUUACCUCCGAAACGGUUGGAACGUGAUGGAUUUUGUUGUGGUCCUCACAGGGAUUCUAGCAACUGCUGGGACUGAUUUUGACCUGCGGACCCUGCGAGCCGUCCGAGUGUUGCGACCCCUGAAGCUCGUGUCAGGAAUCCCAAGCUUGCAGGUUGUCCUCAAGUCCAUCAUGAAGGCGAUGGUACCCUUGCUUCAGAUCGGGCUGCUCCUCUUCUUUGCCAUUGUGAUGUUUGCCAUCAUCGGGCUGGAGUUUUACAUGGGGAAGUUCCAUAAAACCUGCUUCUCUAAUGAGACGGGUGAUGAGGUGGGAGAUUUCCCUUGUGGAGAGGAGCCUCCUGCCAGGCAGUGUGAGAGUGGGACCACCUGCAGGGAGUACUGGCAAGGACCCAACUAUGGCAUCACCAACUUUGACAAUAUCCUCUUUGCUGUUCUCACCGUCUUCCAGUGCAUCACCAUGGAGGGAUGGACCGACAUCCUCUACAAUACAAAUGAUGCUGCAGGAAAUACCUGGAACUGGCUUUACUUCAUCCCUCUCAUCAUCAUUGGCUCUUUCUUCAUGCUCAACUUGGUGCUGGGCGUCUUAUCAGGUGAAUUUGCCAAAGAACGAGAGAGGGUAGAAAAUCGUCGGGCUUUCCUGAAACUCCGCAGACAGCAGCAAAUUGAAAGGGAACUAAAUGGAUACUUGGAGUGGAUCUUCAAAGCAGAGGAGGUAAUGCUGGCAGAGGAAGACAGGAAUGCAGAAGAGAAAUCUCCUCUGGACGGGAGGGCCGCCUCGGAAGGGCCGAUUCAACAAGGCACCGCACCGGCAGAGACUAGCAGCGGCAGCAGCUACAACAUGUUGAAAAGAGCUGCGAUAAAGAAGAGCAAAAACGACCUGAUUCAUGCUGAAGAAGGGUCUCCGUUUGCCCGUGCCAGUUUGAAGAGUGGGAAGAACGAGAGCUCAUCCUACUUCAGGAGGAAAGAGAAGAUGUUCCGGUUCUUCAUCCGGCGCAUGGUGAAAGCUCAGAGCUUCUACUGGAUCGUCCUCUGCGUGGUCGCCCUCAACACACUCUGCGUUGCGAUGGUGCACUAUGACCAGCCAGAGAAGCUCACCACUGCGCUGUAUUUUGCAGAGUUUGUUUUUCUGGGUCUGUUCCUUACGGAGAUGUCUUUGAAGAUGUAUGGGCUGGGGCCAAGGAAUUACUUCCACUCUUCAUUCAACUGCUUUGACUUUGGGGUGAUCGUGGGAAGUAUAUUUGAAGUCAUUUGGGCUGCAGUGAAACCAGGUACCUCAUUUGGCAUCAGUGUCCUGAGAGCGCUUCGACUGCUGAGGAUAUUCAAAGUAACAAAGUACUGGAAUUCCCUGAGGAAUCUGGUGGUCUCCUUACUGAACUCCAUGAAGUCCAUCAUCAGUUUGCUUUUCCUGCUCUUCCUCUUCAUUGUGGUGUUUGCUUUGCUGGGGAUGCAGCUGUUUGGAGGACAAUUCAAUUUCCAAGAUGAAACACCAACCACGAAUUUUGAUACCUUCCCUGCUGCCAUCCUCACAGUAUUCCAGAUCCUGACAGGGGAAGACUGGAAUGCUGUGAUGUACCAUGGGAUAGAGUCACAGGGCGGCGUUCGCUCGGGGAUGUUCUCCUCCAUUUACUUCAUCGUCCUGACGUUGUUUGGUAACUAUACUCUCCUGAACGUCUUCUUGGCUAUUGCUGUGGACAAUCUGGCAAAUGCGCAAGAGCUGACCAAGGAUGAGGAGGAGAUGGAGGAAGCCACGAAUCAAAAGCUCGCCCUGCAAAAGGCCAAGGAGGUGGCAGAAGUCAGCCCCAUGUCUGCAGCCAACAUCUCCAUAGCUGCUUUUGUAAAGCAAACUCGAGGUACUGUAUCUCGCAGCUCGUCAGUCUCCAGCGUAAAUUCACCCAAGCAGCAGAACUCCUCCAAAUCCAAGUCUGUUUGGGAGCAGAGGACCAGCCAGAUCCGGAUGCACAAUUUCCGAGCCAGCUGCGAGGCGCUGUACAAUGAGCUGGAUCCAGAGGAACGGGUGCGUUAUGCCACCACCCUUCACAUCAGGCCGGACAUGAAGACUCAUUUGGAUCGACCACUGGUGGUAGAGCCGAGGAGCGAAGGGAGGAACAACAUCAGCAAGCUGAGUCCUGUGGAUGUGCAGGAGGUGGAGCAGACCAAAGUCAGCUCUGGUGAUGGGGCAGAAGCUCCACGAAAGCACCACCGGCAUCGGGAUAAGGACAAACUGGGAGAGCAAGAGAAGGGUGAUGUGACCAAAGAUGAGAAUGGGGAACCUGGUGUCAACAACAAGGAGGAGCGGCACAGGCAACACCGGAGCCGCAGCAAAGAGGUGGAAGGGGGAAGUAAGGAAGGGAAAAGUGAUCGGAACAGGGGUCAGGAAGGGGGAAAGAGGCACCAUCGCCGGGGUUCGGUGGAUGAAGGUGGUGAGAAGGAGCACCGCAGGCACCGGCCUCACCGGCACUCUGCCGACCGACAAGGCAAGGAAGGCAACGGGACAAUCAACGGAGCCAGGAGCGAGCGACGUUCCCGACACCGGGGAGGGUCGAGGUCUGGGAACCGGGAAGGGGAGCCCGGGUCCAAGGGCGAGAACGGAGAAGAGCCUCACAGACGGCACAGGCUCAGGAACAGGGCGCUGUCAACCUAUGAAUCAGUGGAGAAGGAGAACGGGGAGAAGGAGGGGGAAGCUGGAGAGAAGGAGCACCGGAAUCAUCAGCCCAAGGAGAACAAGUGUGAGAUUGAGGCUAGUGGAAGUGUGAGUGUCCCUGUGCACACCCUUCCCAGCACCUACCUGCAGAAGGUGCCGGAGCAGCCAGAAGAUGCUGACAACCAGAAGAACGUGACACGGAUGAUUCAGCCACCGCUGGACAAAACCACCACUGUGAACAUCCCUGUCACCAUCACUGCCCCGCCGGGGGAAACCACUGUCAUACCAAUGAACAACGUUGAAUUUGAAAGUAAAGCAGAGGAGAAGAAAGACGUCGAUGACUUGACAAAAAAUGGGCCUAAACCAAUCUUGCCUUACAGUUCCAUGUUUAUCCUAAGUCCUACAAAUCCGAUUCGGCGCCUUUUCCACUACAUUGUCAACCUGCGCUAUUUCGAGAUGGUCAUCCUCAUAGUUAUAGCCCUCAGCAGCAUUGCCCUGGCUGCAGAAGACCCUGUCCAAGCCGAGUCACCAAGGAAUGAUGCUCUGAAAUACUUGGAUUAUAUAUUUACGGGUGUCUUUACCUUUGAGAUGGUGAUCAAGAUGAUUGACCUGGGGCUGUUACUCCACCCUGGCUCUUACUUCCGUGACCUGUGGAAUAUCCUGGACUUCAUUGUGGUCAGUGGGGCCUUGGUGGCAUUUGCCUUCUCAGGAACCAAAGGCAAGGACAUCAACACGAUCAAGUCACUACGAGUUCUGCGAGUCCUAAGACCUCUGAAGACCAUUAAACGGCUGCCAAAACUAAAGGCUGUCUUUGACUGCGUGGUGAAUUCCCUGAAGAAUGUCCUCAAUAUCCUCAUCGUUUACAUGCUCUUCAUGUUCAUUUUUGCUGUCAUUGCUGUGCAGCUCUUCAAAGGCAGGUUCUUCUACUGCACUGAUGAGUCGAAGGAGCUGGAGAAGGACUGCAGGGGUCAGUACCUCGAUUAUGAAAAAAAUGAGGUGGAGGCACAGCCCAGGGAAUGGAAAAAAUACGAGUUCCACUACGACAACGUGCUCUGGGCUCUGCUCACACUCUUCACUGUCUCCACAGGAGAGGGGUGGCCAACUGUGCUGAAGCACUCGGUGGAUGCCACCUACGAGGAACAGGGCCCCAGCCCUGGCUACCGAAUGGAAAUGUCUAUCUUUUACGUUGUGUAUUUUGUUGUCUUCCCUUUUUUCUUUGUGAACAUCUUUGUGGCGUUAAUCAUCAUCACCUUCCAAGAGCAAGGAGAUAAAGUGAUGUCAGAGUGCAGCCUUGAGAAAAACGAGAGGGCCUGCAUAGACUUUGCCAUAAGUGCCAAGCCACUGACCCGCUACAUGCCUCAGAACAAGCAAUCUUUUCAAUACAAGAUGUGGAAAUUUGUGGUGUCCCCUCCCUUUGAGUAUUUUAUCAUGGUCAUGAUUGCACUCAAUACCAUUGUCCUCAUGAUGAAGUUCUAUGAUGCUCCAGAAGCAUACGAAGAAAUGUUGAAAUGCCUGAAUAUUGUGUUUACGUCCAUGUUUUCAAUGGAAUGUGUGCUGAAGAUCAUUGCCUUUGGUGUGCUGAAUUAUUUCCGAGAUGCCUGGAAUGUCUUUGAUUUUGUAACCGUGUUGGGAAGUAUUACUGAUAUUUUAGUAACAGAGAUUGCGGACAACUUCAUCAACCUCAGCUUCCUGCGGCUCUUCAGGGCAGCCAGACUUAUCAAGCUCCUCCGGCAGGGUUACACUAUCCGCAUCUUGCUCUGGACAUUUGUGCAGUCAUUUAAGGCCUUGCCUUAUGUGUGUCUCCUCAUUGCAAUGCUCUUCUUCAUCUAUGCCAUCAUUGGCAUGCAGGUAUUUGGGAACAUUGCUCUAGAUGAUGAAACCUCCAUUAAUAGGCACAAUAAUUUCCGCACCUUCCUCCAAGCCCUGAUGCUUCUGUUCAGGAGUGCCACAGGGGAAGCCUGGCAUGAGAUCAUGCUGUCGUGCCUGAGCAACAGAGCCUGUGACCCGCUCUCCGGCCUCACCAAAAACGAAUGUGGCAGUGACUUUGCCUAUUUCUACUUCGUGUCGUUCAUCUUCCUCUGCUCCUUCCUGAUGUUAAACCUGUUUGUGGCUGUGAUCAUGGACAACUUUGAAUACCUGACAAGAGAUUCCUCCAUCCUUGGGCCCCAUCAUUUGGAUGAGUUUGUUCGUGUCUGGGCUGAAUAUGACCCAGCUGCCUGCGGGCGCAUCAGUUACACAGACAUGUAUGAGAUGCUGAGACACAUGUCCCCACCUCUAGGCCUUGGAAAGAAAUGCCCAGCUCGUGUUGCCUAUAAGCGCCUGGUGCGGAUGAACAUGCCGAUCUCACCUGAAGAUUUAACCGUCCACUUCACGUCCACACUGAUGGCCCUGAUCCGCACUGCCCUGGAAAUCAAGCUCGCCUCAGGUGGUGUUAAGCAGCACCAGUGUGAUGCGGAGCUGAGGAAGGAGAUCUCGCUGGUUUGGCCCAACCUGUCCCAGAAGACUCUGGAUUUGCUGGUGCCUCCUCACAAACCUGAUGAGAUGACCGUGGGGAAGGUGUAUGCAGCACUGAUGAUAUUUGACUUCUAUAAGCAGAAUAAGAACAGCAGGGAACAAGUCCACCAGCCGCCUGGAGGCCUGUGCCAGCCUGGACCAGUGUCACUCUUCCACCCCCUGAAGGCCACUUUGGAGCAAACCCAACCUGCAGCAUUCAGCAAUGCAAAGGCUUUCCUUCGCCAGAAGAGCUCAGCAUCACUCAACAAUGGGGGUGCCUUGCCAGCCCCAGAAGGUGGGAUCAAAGAGUCCAGUUCCUGGGGGACCCAGCGCACCCAGGAUGUGUUUUAUGAAACCAGGACACCAGCUUUUGAGCGAGGCCACUCAGAAGAAAUCCCCAUUGAACGGGUGGUAGAAAUGAGGGAAAUCAGCCCCACACUUGCUAAUGGAGAGCACCAACCAGGCCUGGAGAGCCAGGGACGGGCAGCUUCCAUGCCGCGCCUGGCCGCUGAAACUCAGCCCAUCCCGGACACAAGCCCCAUGAAGCGCUCCGUCUCCACGCUGACCCCACAGCGUCCUCACCCCAUGCACCUCUACGAGUACUCCUUGGAGCGCAUGCCACCGGAGCAAGUACAUCACCACCACCACCACCGCUGCCACCGGCGGAAAGAGAAGAAGCAGAAGUCCUUGGACAGGUCCCCCCAUCAGCUGGCCGAUGGACAAGCUGUGGCCCAUUCUGGGGAGUCUUCUUCCAAGGACAAGAAGCACGAACGGGGCCGGUCCCAAGAGAGGAAGCAGCACUCUUCCUCCUCCUCUGAAAAGCAGCGCUUCUACUCCUGCGACCGCUACGGCAGCCGGGACCGUUCUCAGCCCAAGUCUGCUGAUCAGAGCAGGCCCACCUCGCCCAACGGAGGGCCAGAGCAAGGUCCACACAGACAGGGCAGUGGUUCAGUUAAUGGGAGCCCCUUGCUGUCGACAUCUGGUGCUAGUACCCCAUGCCGGGGUCGGAGGCAGCUCCCACAGACUCCACUCACCCCACGCCCCAGCAUCACUUACAAGACCGCUAACUCCUCGCCCGUGCACUUCACCACUUUCCAACCUGUCCUGCCCACCUUCUCCCCGGGACGCCUGAGCCGCGGCUUGUCCGAGCACAACGCGCUGCUGCGGGGCGAACAGCAGCCGCCGGUGGUGGCCCGCAUCGGCUCCGACCCCUACCUGGGCCACCGCGACGACGCCGACAGCCCCUACCAUGCGGUGCCGGAGGACACGCUCACCUUCGAGGAGGCCGUGGCCACCAACUCGGGACGGUCCUCAAGGACUUCUUACGUCUCCUCCUUGACCUCCCAGUCUCACCAAAUCCGCAGGGUGCCCAAUGGUUACCAUUACACGCUGGGUCUCAACACGGGCCCCGGGACGGGCACCAGAGGACGUAGCUACUACCACGAAGCCGAUGAGGAUGACUGGUGCUAGCGGAGUGGCAAAACCCGUCAAAGUGUGCGUGUUUAAAAUCGAUGAGUUUUAUCAUCUGGAAGGCCGUGCGCUCCGAUGCGCGCGGUGCCCAGGGCUGGAGGGGGCCCAUGGGGUAGCCCCCAUUGCAAGAACUUCUCUGCCCCCUGGUCUGGAGACACUCCUGCAGCCUCUCUCCUCAAUUUUUCUUUAGUUUUUCUUUUUUUGGGGUUUUUUUUUGUUUUUUUUUUUUUCACUAGACAAAUGGGGGCAGAAGGCUCCCUCCUUAGGGGGAAGGCAGUGUGCAGAGUGCAUCUCUCUCCCCCUGUUGCCUCUCUACUGCCUUGUCUAGUUCAGAGACAAGCACCAGAUGCCAAGUCUGCAACGCAAGGGAGAAGCCAAGAGAAGAGUGGUCCUCACCUUCCACAUCAGAAGAGCAGACAGAUCCUUCCUGAGAUUGGCACUGGCUUUUGUUGGGCUGUUUCUUACUUGAUUUCUCAUUCUAUUUUUGCCCCUGGUCAGGGUGGGAGUCUGGGAGUUGCAAAUGGACAAAACACAUGAACAAAGCUCAUAUCUGCGGUUUAUCCCGCUCACCGCUAAGAAGGAAGGAAUCUACCCACGAAACUGGAAGAGGAGAAACACAGACCAGAACAAAGGACAGUCCACUGGGACUUGAUGUUCAGCCACAGCAAUCCUUGUCAGCAGAGCCAGUGCCACGCUCCAGAGCUGCCGAGCAUUGAGGCAGCCGGGACUCUGCUCCGACACUGCUGCCAUGUGGAUCUCUUUCACUUCACUCACCACGUUGGGUCCUUCACACUGACACACGAUAAAGCCACAAGAGAGCUACUUUGUAAGGACUGUUUCCUUGCUGCUGAGACUUCUCUUUCCGUCCCUCUCUCCUGUUGACCGCAACACGCCCUCACUGUUUUGUCUUGUUUACAAUGUAAGCUUGAUUUAGCAAAAAAAACAAAAACAAAAACCAACUAAAAAAAGACAAACCCAGACAAAAAAAAAAAAAAAGGAGGAAAAAGGUUAGGGAUGAGAAGAAGAAAAUGUUAUUGGUUUUAUAUCAAGCUAUUAGAUAGAACUUUAACUUUUCAUUGUGUGCAUUUUUGUAAAUUGUACAGUAAAAAAAAAAAGGAAAAAAAAGGAAAAAAAAUUACUCUUUAUGUAGAGAAUUAGUCCAAUUGUCAUUCCAGGUCCCACCGUUUCUACCGAAUGCUCCAGUUGUUCACUACUAAGUGCCUAACCUUUGAAAUCUUUCACAGCGACGAUGCAACCUCUCGCUUCGAUGCAUCAGCCCUUGAGGCGAGCGUGGGGAGGAGCAGGAGGGGAGGGAGGGCAGGGCCCCGGGGUCCUGUGGCAUGGUGCUGGGUAUCCCAGUACCAGGUUGGAAGCUUACAGUGGGGAAGGCAAACAUGCUUUGAAGUUGGUUUAGGUUUUGUUGGCCUUUUUAUUUCUUCUUCUUUUUUAUAUAUCUAUCUAUACUUUUAUGGGUAGGAAGGGAGUGGUUGCAGCAAACAAACCCGGCCUUUUCUCAUUGAGCAGUGUUUAGGUCCUGCUGGAGAGAUGCAGGUGGAAAAGUACAGCAUCUGCAGAGAAGCUCUUCUCUUGCAGGAGAAGCAGCGUCCUUCACACUGCGUGUCAAGUCGCAGUCGGGCUGCGAGAGCUCUGGCCAUGUUCCAUGAUGCAUAACUUGUGUUGAGGGCAGUUGGAGAGAGUCUUGGGUUUAUUGCCUGUUAAGAGAAGGUUAAAAUAAUAAUAAUAUAAAGCAAAACCUCUAACUCUGAUUCUCAGGGAUGAGAUUUUUGUGUUCUCGCAAUGACUCUUGUGUUGGAUGAUUUAUUUCUUUCGUGCACGUGUGGAUUUCUGCACUUUGAGCCUUGGGAAAAGGGCAAAUACGACGUGCUGCUGGGGAGGGAGCACUGAAGGAAAAGCCUGGGCAGGACCUUGUGUCCAUGGAUCUGAUGAACCAUUGUAGGGCUAAUCUGGGGCACAAGGACCUGUAGUAUGCUGACAAAAGGUUGAAAGAGAAUGGGUGGGAGGUGCCAGAUGAGCACACCUCUAAAAGCAAUGAUAGGGAAGAGGAGAGGGUUGGACAGAUGAUUUUUUUCAGAGGAUCUAUCAAGCCCCAGAACUGUGAAACUUAGGAUGGGUGUUGACCCUGCUGGACCCUGGGGAUUCCUUUUGUAUCUGGGGUGGUUGGAGGGUAUGGGAUGCUACCACAAUGCUCUCAUGCUCUCAGCAAGUGUUUCAGCCUCAGGCAGGGAGCAGUCUGCUGUAGGGUGGUUCUUCACAUCUGUAGCUUUUCUGUUGAGUAAAUUCAACCUGUUUUCGUUUCCUUCUGUGGUUUUCUGUUUUGUUUUGUUCCGUUACUAAAUAAUAAUCUCUGGCUAAUCUCAUCCCUGGAUUCUGCUAAAGGAUAACUCCUGUCUAUAUCUCUGUCUCUGUAUUUGUGUGCACUUUGAAUAAAGGAAGUGCAGUAGCCAGAGGGCUGCCGUGGGUAACAGCUGUGAUUUGCAAACGGAGGGCUAUGCAACAAGAUGACACGUUCAGAAACACAUCCAAACCACCAACAGCCCGAAAGACCUUCAUCCAUUCUGUAGCUUUAUCUGCUGGAUUUUCCUGUUCCAGGCUUCAGCAUGAUUGUGACCAAAUGUUUUAUACAUUUUCCUUAUAUGAAGGCACAAACACUUUAUUUGGGAUUUUAAUGAAAAUGUUCCUAUUUUACUCCAGGAAGUAAAGGAGAGGGAAACCACAAUUUCUCUGCCAGUGCAUGCAAACAUUGUACCCAAACUGGAAAGCAAAAGAGGUGUCUUUCCAUAUGGAAUAACUUUGUCUUUCCCCUUCCUCUACCAUUGUAGACACUCAACCCCCCAGUCCCACAGUAACACACCAUCUGGAAGCGCACAGCCAAAACCCAUGGCCUUGGGUCACUCCAAUUCUUAGGUAGAACAUGAAGAAGAACCUCAAGUUGUCCAGUCCUCCACCUGCCUCGUAGGGGUCGAUGCCAGUGACAGACAAGCCUGACCACAGUUGUUCAUAACCCUUUCCCCCCUUUUUUUACAGCCUCUCUGCUGUCUCUUCAAUGCAUACAUGAUAUUUCCAAGAAUCCUCAUAGUGAGUUGCCAAACUUGAAUUGCACCAAUCAGUUUUCUGCAUCCAGAAACCAGUCUCGUAGUGGCUGUACUUUGACUAAGUAAUGUUUGCAUGUAAAAUAUAUACAUAUAUACAUAUCUAUAAAAAAGUAUGUGCAUGGAAAAUGUUUAUCUUCGUACUUUUUUGAUACAAUGUAUUCAUCAGUUGUUAAUUUUUAAUUAUAUUUGAUAUAAAUUGGGGGUUUGUUGCAAAACUUUAUAUUUAAAAAAACAGUGUUAAAAACGAUGAAAGUUCCAACCAUGCAACACAAGUGGAACUUUACCCAAAAAAAAAAAGGGGGAAAAAACAAA